GAAAGACAGAAUAGAAAUAGAGCACUUCAUGUGGUGGUAGAAGAAUUAAUGAUGGCAGGAAAUCCUGGUAGCUGGUGGAGCAUGAUUAGUAAUAAUAAUAAUAAUAAUAAUAAUAAUAGCAUUCCAACUUCCUUCUAUCCAGUCUUUUCCAAUUCUCAACAACAUCUAGUUGAAUCUUCCAUGGUUGAUACUCAAGAGUUCCCACAAUCAUGGAGCCAGCUUCUAAUGGGGGUUUUGGCCAGCGAUGAAGAUAAGAAUUCACCGAAGAGUUUUGACAAUUUUGAGUACGAAAGCUUGGGCGAAUGUUUAAGGGGUCAUGCUGGUGAUGUAAAGCAAGAGGAGACGGUAGCUCAAGAAUUCCGAUCUAGUUCUUGUUCUAGUUCAAGUUCUACAACACUUCCUUCUUCUUGGUCUCAAAUGGUCAAUAACAAUAUCCCAACUUGGCCUUUGAUUACUUCUUGCGUCACAAGUUCAAAAACAAAUCUACAUGAUUUCCCAAACACAAAAUCCGAAUUGAGGAUUCCUUCCUCGGAACUAAUUAAGUCAACAUCCGAGCAUUGUGACAGCAUAACUAAUGGUGGAGCUCCUAAGAAAGCCAAGGUACAAUCUUCAAACCAACCGUCGCUAAAGAUCAGAAAGGAGAAACUAGGGGACAGGAUAAAUGCCCUUCACCAAAUUGUUUCUCCCUUUGGAAAGACUGACACAGCUUCAGUCCUUACUGAGGCCAUUGGGUACAUCAGAUUUUUGCAUAGUCAGAUUGAGGCUCUUAGUUCCCCAUAUCUCAGAAAUCAACAACAUUCGAUUGAAGGACACAUCGGGCAUUGUGUAAUUCCUGAGGACUCUGGUCAGGUAAGCUUUAUUGGAUCCAUCCACCCUUAA
Messenger RNA from Impatiens glandulifera, 879 nucleotides. Its product is annotated as transcription factor bHLH68-like. Bases 49 to 879 code for a protein of 276 amino acids. Gene Ontology annotation, biological process: regulation of transcription by RNA polymerase II. The transcript is spliced from 9 exons. Gene Ontology annotation, cellular component: nucleus. Gene Ontology annotation, molecular function: RNA polymerase II cis-regulatory region sequence-specific DNA binding; DNA-binding transcription factor activity, RNA polymerase II-specific; protein dimerization activity. NCBI's taxonomy places the organism in Eukaryota, Viridiplantae, Streptophyta, Magnoliopsida, Ericales, Balsaminaceae. The record is from RefSeq and is a predicted model, not a curated record.